AGUGUAUGUAAUUUUGUUACAUCAUUGGUGUGAAGCAACCUGCGUUAAAUGUUUGUUUUGUUUUUGAAAGCCACAGUGACGCGAAUUUUAAAUAUGUUGCUAAUACUAGUAAUAGUAGCGUCUUGCAACAUUGUGUCUGGCACAACAAUAAAACCAAUUGUAAUGUGGCAUGGAAUGGGUGACAGCUGCUGUAACCCGAUUAGCUUAGGGAGAAUAAAAUUAGUAAUCGAAGACACGUUUCCAGGUGUCUAUGUGAAGAGUAUCAAAAUUGGUGCCAAUAUAAUUGAGGACACGGAAAACGGAUUCUUUUUAAAUGCAAAUGUGCAAAUUGAAGAAGUGUGCAGUCAGCUAGCAAAUGACAGUAAGCUAGCAGACGGAUACAAUGCGAUAGGUUUUUCCCAAGGAGCGCAGUUUUUGAGAGCUGUUGCUCAACGCUGCCCAUCUCCUCCUAUGAUUAAUCUUGUGUCACUGGGAGGGCAACAUCAAGGAGUAUAUGGUCUUCCAAACUGUGGAUACCCGGCACAUAAAUGGUGUGAUUACAUACGGAAAAUAUUGAACGUAGGGGCAUACUGGAGUUGGGUGCAGCGUGAAUUAGUACAGGCAGAAUACUGGCAUGAUCCACUGAACGAAGAAGAGUAUCGCCAGAGAAGUAUCUUCCUGGCUGACAUAAACAAUGAACGACAACUGAACGAGACCUACAGAACUAAUUUACUGAAGUUAAAGAACCUUAUCCUGGUGCGCUUUAACAAUGACACAAUUGUGGAGCCCCGAGAGACAGAAUGGUUUGGCUUCUAUCGUCCAGGACAGGCCAAAGAAGUGUACUCGUUGAGGGAGAGCCCACUGUACAUUGAGGACCGUAUAGGCCUAAAACAGAUGGAUAAAGAGGGCCGCCUGAAACUGAUUGCAAUUGAUGGUAAUCAUCUGCAGUUUAGUGAAGAAUGGUUUGUCAAUACAAUUCUUCAUGGUUUUCUGGAAUGA
Messenger RNA from Schistocerca cancellata (South American locust), 978 nucleotides. It is a transcript of the gene Ppt1, whose product is annotated as palmitoyl-protein thioesterase 1. Bases 49 to 978 code for a protein of 309 amino acids. The transcript has 6 exons. Gene Ontology annotation, molecular function: palmitoyl-(protein) hydrolase activity. Gene Ontology annotation, biological process: receptor-mediated endocytosis; protein depalmitoylation. NCBI's taxonomy places the organism in Eukaryota, Metazoa, Arthropoda, Insecta, Orthoptera, Acrididae. The record is from RefSeq and is a predicted model, not a curated record. Gene Ontology annotation, cellular component: lysosome.